CGUGUUAAAUUUCAAGAGGAGGCUACAUGGAUUAGCUGUGGUUAGUAACUGCUAUAUAAUGUUUAUAUAAGACAGGCCUGGGGAAAAACACAGAGAUGUCCUUUGAGGCGAAACGUUGCGGAGUGCAGUUCAACCCUCCUUCCAUUAUUUUGAUCUAUGAGGAGAAAGACAGCAGAAAGGUGCGAAAAAGAAUAAUACCGGUGAGGAACUUCUCGAAAUAUUCAGACUGUGGCAUGGCUGCUGAGAGACUGAAGAGCCACUCUCGGCACAAGGAAUACCUGGAUGGUGUGUCGCAAAGCCAGCUGGAGAGGCUUCACAUUAUCCUGAGAGAUCACAUGCGGGGCCACAGUCUGGAGCACAGCCUGGCCUCAUUCCACCUGAACCCUGACGAAGACCUCAAUAAAUUGGAUGAUGAUGAACUGGCCCGCAAGAAGGGACAAAUGGAUAAACUGUUUGAGCGUAACCGAAGGCGCAAGGAUGACCCUGACUUCAUUUACGAAGUGGAAGUGGACUUUACCAAGGCAGGGCAAGAAAAGUGCAGCUGGGAUGAAGAGUCUGAUGAUGGGUUUUAAAGAUUUUCUCUGAAAUGACCUUAAAAUGGCUGAAGUUGACUGCACUAAAAAACUUUUUUUCUCAGUCUUUGACUGAUAGAUCAAAAGUGAUUCAAUUCAUGCCAAGUCAGUAUUUCCCCACAGAGGAAUCUUAUGGUGCACAGAAAAUAAUGCAUCAUGUUUCCACUGGUUGUCAAGUGGCCCAGCUAGAGUGGUAGCUGAUGUCUGGAGUGAACAAUACAUCUACAAACACUCCUUCAUACAGUCACAUCAUGUAAUACAUGAACAGGUAAUGAACACGUUAAAAUGAGUCUGGUCUAUUGAAACAAAUUGAGACAAUUUGUGAAUGACUGUAGAUAAGGUAGUAGUCGUUAGUCUAUAAACUGCCUAUCGUGUUCCCAUCGUGUUUGUUCUAUCUUCCUGCUAGCCUACUGACCAGGAUGAUUUAGGCAUUCGCAAUACCAAAACUGCAAUAUAAUACAGGCAGCCAAUGUAGGAGCAUUAGCUAGAGAGAACUGGAAAAAUAAUGUAAAAAAUAUUGGAAACCUUUGUAUAACUGAUCCAAGAAUAUAAGUAAAUGGCCAAUAUCAUAACUGCAACUAAUAAUAUCUUAGCGUCAUUCUACUUCAACAGAAAAUCCAAAUAAGUCAUGACCGCACUGGGCCUGCUGGUUGAUCUCCAAGUGACCUCUGGCAAGUGCAGUUCAAAAAAUCACCACACAUAAUGACUCAUUAGCACCAAAGAUGCUGCCAAAAUAAGAGCAAGGGACCUUGGGGAUUACCAGUAAAACUGUUCCUUCAUGCAAUUUUUGGGAAUAAUUCAUGUGAUCAUUUUGUAAUUUUUUUUUUUUUUUUGAUUGGAUUAAAAAAAAAUCCCAAGAUCAAGAUGAAUUGCUGCAUCACGUUUCCUCAAUGU
Molecule: messenger RNA, 1466 nt
Organism: Myripristis murdjan (pinecone soldierfish)
Lineage: Eukaryota; Metazoa; Chordata; Actinopteri; Holocentriformes; Holocentridae
Gene: cep19
Product: centrosomal protein 19
Exons: 2
Coding region: 96-572 (158 amino acids)
Biological process (GO): trans-Golgi to periciliary membrane compartment transport; microtubule anchoring at centrosome
Cellular component (GO): centriole; ciliary basal body; centrosome
Source: RefSeq, a predicted model, not a curated record